AUGGCUUCCGUUUCCAAAAGCUUCUUAACAGCAAGAAGAAUUGCUCGAGCUUCUUCAUCGAGGUGGGUCCCAGUCCCAGUCCCAGAACAACUAUCUUCUUCAUUUGUAUACUCAUACUCCUCCGCCGUUGCUGCCGCUGAACUUCCACUUCCACCUCCACCUCCACUACCAACAUCUUCUUCUCGACCUCAAGAGAAGCAAAGAGGAUGGACAAGAUUCCUUCUUUUUGUUCCGGGAGCUAUCACUUUUGGAUUAGGCUCUUGGCAGAUCUUCAGAAGACAAGAAAAGGUGAAAAUGUUGGAGUACAAACAGAGUAGAUUACAAAUGGAACCUAUUAACUGCAAUUACAUCACCCCUUCAGGUGAAAAUCUGGACUCUUUAGAGUUCAGAAGGGUGAUCUGCAAAGGAGUUUUUGAUGAAUCAAAAUCCAUAUAUGUUGGUCCACGUUCUAGAAGCAUAUCAGGAGUGACAGAAAACGGAUAUUACCUGAUUACCCCCCUUAUGCCCCUCCCAAGCAAUCCAGAAAGCUUGCAGACGCCUAUCUUAGUGAACAGAGGAUGGGUCCCACGAAGUUGGAGAGACAAGUCUGUGAAAAUUCUAAAAGAGGAGGAACAAGAACAUCCUACAAACAUGGAGUCUGAAUCUACUACUAGACAAGAGAGCAGUUCUUGGUGGAGACUUUGGUCUAAGAAGGCUGAUAUUACAGAAAAGGAAGAGGAAGAACAGUUAAAGGUGGAUGAGGUUGUUGGAGUUAUACGUGGAAGUGAGAAACCUAGUAUUUUUGUACCUGCAAAUGAUCCGAAUUCAUUUCAAUGGUUUUAUGUUGAUGUUGGUGGGAUUGCUCGUUGUUGUGGGCUUCCUGAGAACACGAUAUACAUUGAAGCAGUGAAUGAAAAUGUGAACCCUAGUAAUCCAUACCCAAUUCCAAAAGAUAACACUGCAUUGAUACGCAGUUCAGUAAUGCCACAGGAUCAUCUCAACUAUACAAUCACUUGGUAUUCUUUAUCAGCAGCAGUUACGUUUAUGGCUUUCAAGAGACUACAGCCUAAGAAGAAAAUGAGAUAAUGUUUGGUCCUUAUGCUUUACACGAAAUUGCAAGUUCAUUGGAAAAACUUGAAAGGAAUGUUUGCCAUUCGGAUGUGGGAUUCUGAGAAUUGAUUUUUGAAGAAUGGUAGGAGAAGAAAGGGGAGAUUGUGGUUGUGGGCUGCUUCACAUAGUUGCAGGUGAUGGUGAUUUAUCCAGGAUGAACAAAAACACAAACACAAACAAAUCGAUUUUUGUGUUUUGUCAGUGUUGACAAUAAAUACAAACAUACACAAAUAGACUUUUGUUUACAAAUCGUUUUUGUUUUUGGGAUUAUAGGUGUUCAUCGGUUUUCUUUUUGAGUUCAUGGGUGUACAUCAGUUUCGUUUCAGUGAGUAAUGAGGUAAGAGAGGGUUUAAUGCUUGGUACGAGAUGUGUCCGCUCAUCAUUGUGUGUUAAAUCUUAAAGUCAUUGAUAUGCAGGCGUUUGUUAAUCUUUGUGUAUGUGAG
Molecule: messenger RNA, 1532 nt
Organism: Lactuca saligna
Lineage: Eukaryota; Viridiplantae; Streptophyta; Magnoliopsida; Asterales; Asteraceae
Source: the annotation of a GenBank genome assembly